Actinia tenebrosa (Australian red waratah sea anemone) is the source of this 734-nucleotide messenger RNA. RefSeq lists its product as uncharacterized. Lineage: Eukaryota; Metazoa; Cnidaria; Anthozoa; Actiniaria; Actiniidae. The record is from RefSeq and is a predicted model, not a curated record. Gene Ontology annotation, molecular function: calcium ion binding.
GUGUCGCUGUUGAAUAUGUAUCGUAUCUAUCAAUCAUAACGAUUAUUUUCCUCUUUGGAAUGGCAUAAAAGAAGAGGGAAAUAAUAGGAGAAGCACUUUGAUCUGAGACAGCAAAGAAGAAGGAAUAGAAGACUCUUACCACAGGAAACCCAACCAAGAAAGACUGAAUCAUGAAGACUCUGAUGCUCUUGGCAGCCCUUUGCCUUGUUCUCUGUGUUGUACUGCCUCAAACCGACGGGGCCUGCUACCUUAUACGCUAUACGAGAUGCUACUUGGUUCAAUCCAAUGGACGGUGGUAUCGCAUCUGCGUAGUGCAAUACCGAUAUGUGUGCGUUCGCAAGAGAGACCAGAUCGAGGAUGACCAGGGAAGAACUGAAAGUAAAAGAAAAGGACCAGAAAAGGCUAUCCUUGAAAAGUUCCCGCACAAGUGCUCUACCUAUGACAAGAACGGUGACGGAAGCAUCACCUUCGAUGAGUUCCAAAAAACCCUCUCUGAUGUGCACGACACCAAGACGCUUCAAAAACUCUUCAAAGAAACUGACGAAAAUGGAGACGGCGUCAUCACUUGUAAAGAUGAGUUCUUGCAGGCAAAAUUCGACUUCUCUAAGAAGCCAGUUAAUCAAUAAAACCGCUGACCAGAGCCUURAAAUAAGAAUGACGUCCAUUAUCUAAGCAGUAAUAAUAAUUGUAAAACCGGCCAAGAAGAUUAAAAUAAAACACUCUAAUUAAAAGAA